Molecule: messenger RNA, 3127 nt
Organism: Anopheles stephensi (Asian malaria mosquito)
Lineage: Eukaryota; Metazoa; Arthropoda; Insecta; Diptera; Culicidae
Product: translation initiation factor IF-2-like
Exons: 2
Coding region: 387-1529 (380 amino acids)
Source: RefSeq, a predicted model, not a curated record
GAGCGCUGUGAUUCAAAUCGUGACCCGCUUCAAAUCAUGGGACUUGCAGAAGUAAAAUUACGAACGACGCAGACAGAUUAGAACUUUGGCCCGGUAAACGUGGUGCGAUUGUGACCUUACUCUUUGUGGUGCUAAAAAGUGUGAAAGUGUUUGAAAGUGCAUUUUACUACACCUUUUCUAACGCAUUUGUGCCGAAUUCCGUGAAACAAAACGUGGAAGUUGCUUGAAAAUGGCGCAAAACGAUUUGUGGAUAGUGAAACUUUUAGAUUUUGUGGAGGUGACCUAUCUGCUUCUGGGAAGUGAUCGAGAGCCGCGUGUGGAAAAUCGAAGCCACGAAGCCAAAACCACGCUUCAACUGAUCCGUCGAAAUUUCAGAGCAAUCCGGAAUGCAAUUGAUGCUGAUCCGCACCUACGGGAACAGGUCCAACGUAUCCGUACUAACCGCUCAUCGGGUCGUGCCGAUGGAGCCGAUGGUACUGCCGGUUUGGUGGAUGAUCCAAGAGCGGCUGAAGCUGGUAAUAAGACUGCCGAAAGUGCGUCAAACCCACCCGGCAUCAAGCCUUCCAGAUGGAAGUGCAAAUGCACCGGCAACGCGAGCUUCGCAAACGGGCCCUUCCGCACCGGGUCAGUUGGCCGUACAACAUCGUCAGGCUCCGUCGGGCGUAGGCUUUCUUGGUAAUAAUAUGUACAACAUCUCUAGAACCUACAAUACUACGGCACCGUUUGCUACCGAUCCGUAUAUGACGCCGUACCGACCGGUUGGACUGUAUGCAGUUCAUCCAUCUGCUGGAUAUCAGUCUCCGGUGCUAUUUGCACCCAUGUUGUACAAUGCGGGACCGCUGGAUUAUGGACCUCCCGUAGAAUUCGAACAGCGCAUGGCGUACGUCCGACCUCAAGGUCAGAUUCAACCGCGUUGGUUGCCACCGGUACCAGUUGCACCAUAUCCGGCGGCUGCUCCAUCGACUAUUCGCGAGCCGCAUUUUCCGAUGCAACAGUGUACUGUUCCGGCGUUUGCUGAUCCACCGGCUCCCCGUGAACCGUAUACACCAGUGCAACAGCGUGCGGCGCCAGCAGUUGCUCCGGCAGUCGCUCCAGUAGUCGCUCCCGUAGUUGCUGCUGAUCCACCGGAUGUUGGCAAAGCUGGUACGUCAAAGCAGAAGCGUUCGGUUUCUGCAGUUGCCGAUCCACCAUAUGCACCCAAGCAAAAGCGAGUGACUUUUGCAUGGACGGAUGUCGAUCGGCAUGGAAUGCCGAUGGAACAGCGUACAGUGUCUGAACCUGUAAGCGCUGAUCCACCGGAAGUUGAGGAACAACCGAUAGAACAGCUGGCCGAUCCUGUAGUGGAUGAUCCACUGCAUGUUGGACAGCAUGAUAUGCCGAAUCUACAGCGUGCCGAUGCUGCAGUUACUGAUCCAAUGCAUGCUGGUGGGCAGUUUGUGGAGUGCGGCGUAGAAGCCGCACAGGAGAUUAAGCAGGAGAAUGUGAUUACACGUCGUCAAUCGGCAAUGCCGAGACGUGAUUCGCAGUAAACUAUUCUUACGCGUCGCCAGAAACGGUCUUCCCUUCAUCGGACAGUUGAAACGCUCAAACUCCCUCUGCACCAGCUCCGACUUGUUGCCCACCAGAUCGAUCAAAUUGUUCCAGUAGCUGUUCGCCGCGAUCGCGUGCCCCCGCUGGCUAAAAUGGAAGCAAUCGACCGACGCGACGCCAGCAUCCGUAUCCCCGUUCUGAAGGGUGGGCAGUGUCAGAUGCUCCGGAAACGGUUGAUAGUUAACGACGAAGUCGGAACCCACGUUAAACUCGUCCCGCUCGGCAACGGUCUGCUGUAUCCGGUUCCACUGCUGCAUGAUACGAUCCAGGCGUGGCUGAAAGGAUGCGAACUGGGCACCGAACACGCACGAACACUCGAACGAAUGGGUGGUAACGCAGGAUGCAGGUUUAGGGUUAAACGUGCGCAAUAUGCUAACAUCUUCGUGAAGGGAAUUGACCAUAAAAGGGGAGAAAAGGCAGAAUGGAGAAGAUGAUUAUAUUGUUAACGAUGAAACAUUUUUCUUUUUUAUAUGCAUACUUACUAAUAGUAGCGACGAUGUUGAUCAUGGCUCGCGGCAGGUACUUGCGCAGCAGUCUUAAAGUUUGCAGCAAGUUUUGCUCAUGUUGAUAGAGAGCUUUCUCUGGAGUCGGCAGAUAGCACACACGGCUACAGAAAUCAUUGUGCCCGAUGAGGAUGGUUAUCAGCUUCCAGUGAUGUUUCAUAUCAACCGAACGAUCGGCUUGCAUACGUUUGAUAAGAUUCCUUGCCUGAUGCGGCAAGUCCUGACUCAUGGCACCAAUUUCAGCCACAUCAAACCUGCGAGCAACAAUCGAGAGCUUAGGAUAGAAAAGCUUCGGCAGGCACGAAACGAUCAACAAUACCUUACCUUGACUCUCUGUCGAUCGAGAGACUGUCGGCAACGACAUAACCGUUCAGGUUCGGAUUGAAUACCUUCAAUAUGUUCGGUAGUGUUAGAUACUGACGCCAGGUACCCUGUCCUCCGAUACACCAGGACAGACCACGAUUCUCUAUGAUCAGUUCAACAAUUCCGGUGGCGAGUAUUCCCGUGCCGGCUGUUAGCGAAUCACCGAGAGCCGCGAUCACGUCGAUAUCGCCCGGGCGCAGUUCAUGAACGGAGGUAGGAACUGUCGCGCUUCGCAUACCUUCCGUUGGACAGGGAAAGGCUUGAUCAUGUGGUAUAGGAGACUGCACUUUCUAGAAUAGACCAACCGAAGGGAAAUUAGAGCUCAGUAAGAAACUUUUCAAUACGCCUUCGUUUGGCCCAGGACAUACCCCUUGCGAGCGAGCCUGAUUAAGUCGCACCGGAUCUUUACUACUCGGACCGACGGUGUCGAAAAAUAGGUUGUGCAGCUUCCGGUAAAGCGUCAGAAAUGGAGGAUCGUCUAGGAAGGAUACUUCCUCCUGAGCGAUCGUAGCGCCACCGGCGGCCAGUAUUAGAAGCAGCGACAGGGACAUCGGUAGAACAUGCAUACUGUGGAAUGGCAGUUUUUCUUUACAUAUUUUAAUCCACUCUAUACUAUAAAAACAAGUUACUUACAUGAAUGGCACUUUUCUGCUUGCCAAAAAAAAAAAAAA